Messenger RNA from Ictidomys tridecemlineatus (thirteen-lined ground squirrel), 5599 nucleotides. RefSeq names its product DNA damage induced apoptosis suppressor (gene Ddias). Gene Ontology annotation, biological process: negative regulation of intrinsic apoptotic signaling pathway in response to DNA damage. The record is from RefSeq and is a predicted model, not a curated record. NCBI's taxonomy places the organism in Eukaryota, Metazoa, Chordata, Mammalia, Rodentia, Sciuridae. Gene Ontology annotation, cellular component: nucleus; cytoplasm.
GUUCUCCCACCCACUCCCUCCCCUUUCCGGCGUCCCUACGACAAGCUAGUUCAGUCUCCCAGGAAGCUAAUUUUGCAGGCUGUACUACUACUUCACCAGCCGGGGUAGAGCAUUCUUCAAACCUUGUCUCUACCCCAGUUUGACAAAAAAUGGUCGCUUCCAAAUGCCCCCAGGAUUUCGCGGUUAAUCGUGACCCUCGGCGGAGCCUUUUCUGAUUGGCUCUGAGGAACCACUGCUCAAACGUCACUUCCGGCGGAAGGGAACGCGGGAGAUUCGAGUAGAAGGUGUUUGGCGAGUUGCUGGGUCUGUCUGGACUGCGGCCUUUCGGCGUCGCCCUGGCUGUCUCCCAGUCUUGACUUAGCCCACUGGUGGAUGCCAUCUGGACCAUCUGGAUCUGGAUUUUGGAGGACAUAGAAAGGAAGAUGCCAUAUUCCAUCAUUUGUUGCACUGUCAAGGAAUCAGGCCACAGUGUGAACGCAUGAAUAAAAGAAGAAAAUUUCUUCUUGGCUCAGUACUUGCUCUUCAGAAUUCGAGUUUUAUAUAUCCAUCAUGUCAAAUGUGCUUCUCUAGGAUAAUCUUUGUCUCCAAAAGAUCUAGUUGUCCAAAAUGCGGCUCCACUGGUGAAGCUGAAAAUGCCAGCUACAGAUAUAAACUCUCUUUGAAAGUUGCAGAAUCAAAUAAAUUAUUUGCUAUUACUGUAUUUGGAAGCUGCUUAGACACAUUUUUUGGUCUGACUGCCACUGGUUUACACAGGUAUAUUCAGGAUCCUAAUAAGAUCCCGGAAACACUGGGCAGUGAUGUAACUCAGAACCUAUUAACUAAAGCUGUUGAAACUUGUUUUGUCGGACAAAGCUUUAUUUUUGGAGUGACGAAUUUUGAAAAACAAUAUGGAAAUGGUUCAGGUUCUAAUAACUUCUUACCACAUUGCCAUGGCCACAAAAGAGAAGUCAGAGCACUAGUCGCUUGUCAGAUUCUUCUACCAAACCCCCAUGUUGCAGGCUUUACUGUCAUUGACUACUUUCAGCAGCUUUUGCAGGCUUCCAAUUUCAGGAAACUUCACUGUGCCUUCCAGGAACCUAAUAGUCACUUACUUGCUUUAGAUCAUUCAAAUAGUGAUCUCAGCAGCAUAAAUGGCUCUGAAAGCACUUCCUAUUUUUCGGAGCUCCACAGCCAAGAUGAUUUUUCAAGAUUCUGGCAGCCAUCACUUGAACUUACUUCCAUUGUUUCACCACUAACAGAUAAUGAUGAUUUGUCAGCUUCAGAACAAACAAUGGCCAUUAGUUCUGUUCAUCAAAACAGAAAGUGCAUCUCCUUUGCAAAUGUUACUGGUUCUAGCAGUUGCUGUGAUCCCGUUCGGGGUUCGUGGAGCCUCAUUUCAUAUAUGGAUAAAAAGAAUACAACAGAAAAGAUGGAUGAGGAACUUGGCUUACAAGCUAAUCAUCCAAGUACAAUUCAUAGCAAUCAUCAUGAAAUUAGAGUUACUGACUUUAAUUUAUUUCCUUUGAAAAUACAAGAGCCACUUGAGUCAAAUAAUGCAGAAUCCUUCCAUAGUCCAGUGAAAAUUAACAAUAGUUAUUCUCAAAGUGAGAUUAAAUGUUAUCCACAUCAUAAUGUAAAUACCACCACUAGCCUUCAAGAAAUAUCUGCAUAUUGUCCAUCUUCAUCAUUUAGAACUGGGGAGAGAACUAGCAGUUCCCAUGAUUAUGACCCUAUGAUUUGGGAUGAUCUGCCAUUCUCUGAAAGCCUGAACAAAUUUCUAGCGGUUAUUGAAACUGAGAUUGCUAUAUCCCAAACAGAUGCCAGGAAAAAGAAACAUGACGUAGAUAAUGACAUCAGUAAAUUCCUUGCAGACCACAGCAGGUUAUGUGUGACUCCCCAGAGAACUGCUGAAGCUCUGUAUUCAUCACCUAUAGUUUUAAGAUCAUCACAAGCUAAAGUCAAAACACACUGUAGCAAAGAUAACUUCUUUUCCAGCUGUGAAGCAAAUCUAAGUCCUGUUAUUCAAAAGGAGUCAAAAUCAGAUAACACAGCAGAGGUUGUCUCUAUAGGCAAUAAUGGAAGGGAUAUUUCAGAAUAUUUUUUCCCAGACCCUUAUCUUUCAACUCUGUUUCCAUCUUCAAAAAAUUUAGAAACAACAGUUAAAAAGACUAUCAGGAUUCUACCACAUAAGGAUGAAAUUUCACUUAGGCCCAGUACUUCAGAGAAUGACCAGUUUUGUCUCAGUGUCAAAUAUUUUAGUGGAGAAAAGUCAUUUUCAGAAAUGAAUGAAGAGUUGACAGCUCCAUGUUCUAGAAAGUACAAUGAUGUUUCUGAUGUUUGCAUAUUAGGAAACAAACAAUUUUAUAGGUCGCCAAAGAAUCAAGGUGACAGUUUUACAAUUUGUAAGAAACUAACAUAUUCUUUAGAAACUCUUUGUAAUAGUCCAAGUACAAAUACAUUGAAAGAAAUGCCCUUGGGACAUAUCAAUAAUAACUUAACACAAAGCUAUUCUGAUCAUGAAGAUAGCUACAAUGCUUCUGCUGAUCUCUUUGAUGAUAUUGCUAAAGAUGUGGCCAUUGCAACAGAAAUUAUCAAAAAACCACAGGAUAUUUUGUUACAGUGGGAAACAUCCUUGACAGAAAAUCAUCUUGCAGAGCCUGAUUUUUCAGUAAGAUCACUUUCUGACAAUUCCAGCAAAACUUCACAAAAAUCAUCCUUGCAAAGCCUAUCUACCUCUAAGUAUCUAAGAACAUACUCUCCUCCACCUCAUUUUCAGUCAGAUUCAGAAUGUGACCUUGAAGAGAGCCAAGACUUUGUUCCAUGUUCACAGUCAACUCCAAUUGCAAGAUUCCACCAAAAAAUUAAUGGGAUAAAUGAAGCUUUCAAAAAAUUGCCUGCCUUUUAUUCAGAUCUUGAUGCUAACCAUAAAAAAAUAAGUAUUUCUCCUGAAAAUGACAAACAGCCAGCCACCCCAAGCUGCUCAAAACACAUGAAAACACAUAGCCAGAAAUUCAGAAGCCCGGAGAUGUUCAGCAAUUGUAGUAUUUCUGAGUGUCUUGAAACUGAUAUUGAGGAAUGGGUCCCUCCUACCACAAAAAAAGACAAGCUUGGAUUCCAAGUCAUAGGUCUAAGGAAGUGCUUUACUGCCCAUAAUUCUCCUGAUCAAAGAGAAUUACCAAGAAAGAAACUAAAGCAAGUCAAGCAAAGAACUGAUGUAUUUUCAGUCAAGAAAAAGUUUAAGAAUAUGUCUACAGAAAUAGUUGCAAAACAGAAAACUCCUAAAUAUAACUGUAAACAGUCAGGCUGGAUUUCCAAAGAGUCAAUUCUUGGACUUGAUUGUUUUUCAGAAUAUUGCCUUCCAUCUUCAGUUUCUGAUACUAAAAGUACUUGGUCACCUGAAUUGUUUUCAUAAAAAGUCGCGUGAACUCAAUUCUUCCAACUUUUAAGUAAAGGUAAAUCUGCUUGGAAACUUCCCUCCAGUGGCAUGGAGAGCAUUCUUUACAUUUUGAACACUCUGACAGAAGUAAAUAAGAAAGGGACUGUACUGGGUCUUUUAAAGUGUAAAACCGUAUCCCCCCCCCACCCCGGGUUUUAUCCAGAAUACUGUUUAUUUAGAUUAUUGAGCACUUUAUCUUAUGUUGAUUACAGAUAGUAAUAUUGUUAAUUUUGCUUUUUAAAAGUAUUUGUUAAAAUCAGAAAAUAAAGCCUUUGGAAAUCAAACAUAAAAUCUUAGCUGUUCAGCUGAGAUCUGGUAUUUUCUGAUCCAAGAUUUGUAAUGGUUGUUACACACAUAGAUGUUGCUAUGGGAGCAUGAAAGAGAAGUGGUUAACCCAGCAGGUAAGAAGAAAUCAAUAAAAACUUACAUUUUUAGAAGUUAUAUGCACAGUCAUUUUUUAAUAAAUAUCCAUUGAAUGCUUACUACAUACCAGGUACUGUGCUUGUUAUAGAAACUCAAAAAUGAAAGUUAGGCCCCCUUAAUUCAAACUCAUUGUCUAGUAGAAGUAGAGUGAUAAAACAACUGGACUAUGUUCUUUUUUUGAGGGGGGAGGCAUAUUAUGUUCUAUGACAGAAGAUAAACUUGGAAUGCUCAUAGAAGCCAAAAAAAAGGAGUAGUUUCCACACUCCAAGCAGCACUUCAGCUGUGUCCUGUGAAAUAUUUUACAGUAUCCCUGGUCAGCUUCUGUUAUGUUUUGGAUAUGUGGUAUCUUCCAAAAUCUCAUGUAUGAGACAUCUCAAAAAAGUUUAGAGGUAAAACAAAUAGGUUUGAAAGCCUUAACCUAAUCAAUGUAUUAGUCUGUUUGAAUGGAUUAACUAGGUGGUAACAAUAGGCAGGUAGUGUGUGGCUAGAGGAGGUAAGUCACUGGGAGCAAGCCUUUGGAAUAUAGAUUUUGCCUAUGGUGAGCGGUGCUCUCUACUUUCUGGUGCCAUGUCCUGAGCCACUUUUUUCCACCUCACUCUUCCAUCAUAAUGAUCUGCCUCAACUUGGGCCCAGAGCAAUGGAGCCUGCUGCAUAUGGACUGAGACCUCUGAAACUGUGAGCCCUAAAUAAACUUUUCCUCCUCUAAAAUUGUUCUUAUCAGGUCUUUUGAUCCCAGCAGAAGAAAAGCUGACUAAAACAGCUUCCUUUGUCAUAUCUCACAGAAAAUGAUUCCAAAUCUUCACAAUCUUUAUGCCACCAAGCUAUUGCUAUUCUUCUUUUCUUACUUCAUGAAGAGUAUUAAGAUCACCUGGUAUUCCCUAAACUUCCCACACCCAUACUUACUUACUUGUGUAUAGUCCCCAAUAACUUUUUUCCUACAGUCUAAGAAAAUGAUGAGCGCCAUGUUGGUGCUAGUCUAUUUGUACUGUUAUAUCAUUACAUUCAUCUUUGUUGGAUCUUAUUCCAGAAAAACAAAAUAUAUACCUACACCUCCUGUAUUUUACCUUCUUGCCCAUCUCCCCCAGCUUUUUAUUUUGAUAAUUUGCAAGUACAAUGGCUAAAAGAAUACUACAGUGAUACAGCAUCUAAUCAUACCAUCCAAAUUCAAUUAUCUUUAAAUUCUGCCUUUUCUAUAUGCUUAUUUCCCCCUCCCUCUCCCUCUCCCUCUCUUGGUAUGUCUGUGUGGGUACACACAUAUACAUAUAUGUGUAUAUGUUUUUGCUGGACUGUUUAAAGAUAAGCUACAGCUCUCCUGGAUCACAAGUUUGAUCUGAUGUAUGCCAAAUGUGCUUUUGUUCACUGGUAUGUGGGUGAGGGGAUUGAGGAAGGAGAGUUUUCUGAGGCCCAUGAGGACAUGGCUGCCCUAAAGAUAGAUUAUGAGGAACCUGGCAUAGAUUCUGUUGAAGAAGAGGAUGAAGAAGAAGGAGAAUACUAAUUACCUGUUCCUUUCAGCUCUGUAGCAUGUCAUAUUUCCAGAACUUCAGCUUCAGGAUUAGCUAACAGGCAUUAAAGUUUACUGAUUAAAUUGUCUUCUCUCAAUCAUGAUCAUGUCUAUCUUUUUUCAUAUGUACCAGUAAGAUCUUUCUAUAGUGCCUCAAAGUCUUUAAAGAAAAAGUUAAAAAUAUUAAAUAAAUAAGCUGCAGAUACAACAUUUUAUCCCCAAAUAGUUCUGCAUUAAUUUCCUUAGAAAAGCUUCUUUCU